Kogia breviceps (pygmy sperm whale) is the source of this 1592-nucleotide messenger RNA. It is a transcript of the gene DUSP18, whose product is annotated as dual specificity phosphatase 18. Gene Ontology annotation, molecular function: MAP kinase tyrosine/serine/threonine phosphatase activity; protein tyrosine phosphatase activity. NCBI's taxonomy places the organism in Eukaryota, Metazoa, Chordata, Mammalia, Artiodactyla, Physeteridae. Gene Ontology annotation, biological process: peptidyl-tyrosine dephosphorylation. Gene Ontology annotation, cellular component: cytoplasm. The record is from RefSeq and is a predicted model, not a curated record.
AUAAAUAUUUCUUGACUAGCAUGAAAAUGACUUUCCUCUCAUUACUACCCUCACCUUGCAGAGCAGUGUCUCCUCUGCACACUUUUUGUCCCUGUGAUGAACAGCAGUCUCCCCUAUUCCUGUUGCCCACUGGGUACUAGUUUUGGGGGCCCUCAGUCCACUUCUCUCUGGGUUUUCAGAUGAUGAGGAUCCAGAACAUUCCUUAGCAUUUAGGCUUCCAACUGGUUGAGGUUGGGGGUGGGGCUCUUCCCCUACCCUCACAAGACUUUUAGAACAAACCAACCCCAUCUGCCCUACCUGGGGUGAGCCUAUUGCAUUGGACUCUGGGGUACUGGCAGGUGGGAUUUGUCUGUGCAGCCUUUGGCUUUCCUUUCCAGCAGCCUAAGAACCACCCUCACCUCCACCCAGCUCCUCCCCAAAGUUCUAGAGAAACAUGGCCAGAGACCUCAUCUUUUCCAGAAAACCUCUCAGGAGGCAGAGUUGUGGUUGUUGGAGUCAUUUCUUCACUUAGCAAAUAUUUUUAAGCACCUACUUGUGGGGACACGCAACUGGGCACUGGUGAUAUGAUAGGAGUGAAGAUAGAUACAGUGAUAUCCAAAGGGAACUCACAGACAGAUCACGGCAAAAGCACUUCUUCAGGAAAUGUUAGGAAGCAGGGCACAUAGGGCCUGCCUGGAGCUGGGACUUGAUCAAAUAUGGGGGAGGGGUGUAGUUCUGGAAGGUUUCCCCGAGGAAGUGACCCUUGGCUAAGAUCCCAAUGCUCAACAGUCCUCUGCUGAAUGGAACAGAUUAGGACCUGACAGGCUUGUAAGGAAAGGGGGUUCUAGGAUGAGAGCAGGAAAGGCCCUGGGCCAGAGAGGACCACUGUCCAUACAGAACUGUAAGUGGCUCAGCCCAGCCAAGGCCCUUCAGGACGUGGGAAAGGUUAACAGGAGGCUGAAGAGAUGGGCAGGAGCUGGGCCACAAAUUGCCUUGACAGCCAAGCUUAGGGGCUCCAUCUCAUCGUGACAGUGGGCAGCCACUGAAUUAUGUUAAGUGGGGGGACAGAACUUUGGCUCCUCAUUUAUCCCUUCUCCCUCCUUGCAGUUUUCUAUGGACACAGCCUAGCAGGAAGAUGCAGCGUCUAUGUCUCACUGGCCGCUGACCCACCGGCCCAAUGACAGCAUCUCCGUGUGCCUUCCCGGUUCAGUUCCGGCAGCCCUCGGUCAGCGGCCUCUCACAGAUCACCAGCAGCCUGUAUAUCAGCAACGGGGUAGCCGCCAACAACAAGCUCAUGCUCUCCAGCAACCACAUCACCACGGUCAUCAACGUCUCAGUGGAGCGUGGAGGUGAAGCAGGGCCGCACCCUGUUGCACUGUGCCGCCGGCGUGAGCCGCUCGGCCGCCCUCUGCCUUGCCUAUCUCAUGAAGUACCAUGCCAUGUCCCUGCUGGAUGCCCACACGUGGACCAAGUCAUGCCGGCCCAUCAUCCGGCCCAACAAUGGCUUUUGGGAGCAGCUCAUCCACUAUGAGUUCCAGCUGUUUGGCAAGAACACUGUGCACAUGGUCAGCUCCCCCAUGGGAGUGAUCCCCGACAUCUAUGAGAAGGAGGUC